AUUUUAUGGUGGUGGUGUGUGCCGUGGUACGAGGAGGAGGUGGGUGUUGUUGGUGGCUCACAAUUAUCCAACCACCAUUGUCGUUGUCACUGUCAUCAUCAAUUUCUUGAUUAACACUUUUCUGGGGUUUUAUCAGGGUUUUCUUUUAUAUAUAUUAUAUAUAUUUUUCUCAUCACCUCUGUCAUUAGAUGUAUACAUACUAUUAUAUAUAACAAUUCACAUAUUGGAGAAGCUGUUAUCAUCAUUCAUUCAUCUAUGGCUAAACCUGAUACUGAUCAAGAAUCUCCUGAUAGCAUCUCUUUGGAUCUUCCAGCUCCUCUGUUUAUUCACAAGGUUGGAGAAACGAGUGAAAUAAGUGAAGUUACCACAACAACCGAAAUAACUGAAGUCAACACCACCAGUCAACAAUCAAAACAACACCACCUGGUCUUGGAGAUACCAGAAAGAACAUAUGAUACAUCUACCAAAGACGAUCUAACGCUAAACACGCCAUUAACACCACAACAGACUCCGAAAAGAGUAAAUUUUUCCCCAUUACCUAGCCCCACAUAUAUCUAUUCCAAAUAUAAUGAAUCAUCAUCAAGCCCCUUAUCAACCAGAGGUAAAUCAUCCAUCAAAAGCCUAAUUCCUAAAUUAAGUUUCAAAUUUAAAAACCGAAACUCGGAGAUCGAAAAGGCUGCAAUCCUAGCCCUCGGUGGCUCACCGUCAGAGAUUCGAGAGAAGGCUAAAAUGUCUAGAACAUUAUCAUUCACAAAGUUAUUCGCACUCAGAUUGAAAAGAACAUCGUCUUUACCCGUUACUCCUAUCGCUCACUCAAAUCCAGAGUCUGUGCAUGGAAGAAACACCGUUGAAAAAGGUUGGAUCCAACCGCCUAUGCAUCGUUCAUAUUCCGUUCCUGAUUUGAUUAAAGACGGAAGCGUAAAUCAAAUCGAGUCAUUAGGUGGCGUAUUCAGGAUAAUUCCCGCUACUGCAAAAGUUGCACAAGGAACACUUCCCACAAGUAAUACGAAUCCUACAACCGAAACUGACGGAACCGAUCAUAAAGAAGAGGGUGAGGACAUCGCAGAAGAAGAAGCUAUGUGUAGAAUAUGUAUGGUUGAAUUAAAGGAAGGUGCCGAUGAUACCCUUAAAAUGGAGUGUAAUUGCAAAGGCGAGUUAGCGCUGGCCCAUCAAGAAUGUGCGAUAAAGUGGUUUAGCAUUAAAGGAAACAAAACUUGUGAGGUUUGCAAGCAAGAAGUCAAAAACUUGCCUGUUACUCUUUUAAGAAUUCAGAGGUCUCAAAGCCGAAUUCAUAGGGGAAAUGGAGCUUUGCAUCAGUUAGAAGUUACUAGAUACAGAGUAUGGCAGGAUGUACCCGUUCUUGUGAUCGUUAGCAUGCUUGCAUACUUUUGUUUCUUGGAGCAACUUUUGGUAGAUAAAAUGGGUUCGGGUGCGAUUGCUAUAUCUCUGCCGUUUUCUUGCAUAUUGGGUCUCCUUGCAUCGAUGACGUCAACAACGAUGGUGAAGAGAAGGUAUGCAUGGGUUUAUGCUGGUUUUCAGUUCGCUUUAGUGGUUGGUUUCGCACAUAUAUUUUACUCGAAGCUUGAUGUGACCGGGGUUCUAUCAGUUCUGCUUGCUACAUUUGCGGGCUUCGGUGGUGCAAUGUGCGUUACCUCGAUUAUUUACGAGUUUUUAAAAUUGCGGGAAAGGUGGAACAAUCGGCCAAGCCAACCUCACGGGACCCCAGAAAUGGAACCGGAACCGGAACCGCCUCAGGAGUCAUCGGAACCUGCUCAUGCACCACAAAACGAGGCUCAACAAUUAGGUGGUUCAGAACAGGCGGUUCAGCCACAUCAACCCACAGACACAAGUCAUAGACCUGAAAGUGAAUCUGACCUGCAAGGAAGUCAAACCCAAGAGUCGGGUCGACAAUCUGGACCGUAGCGGGUUUUGUUAGGUUCAUUUGUUAAAAAAAUUGGUAGCGCUGGUUGCUUAGUUACAACCGAAGCUAAGAUUGUAUAGAAACCCGUUAAUGGUUUAUGCUAAUGAAUCUUGAGUUUUGGUUUAAUGGAGUUUGUAAAUUUGUA
Messenger RNA from Helianthus annuus (common sunflower), 2066 nucleotides. RefSeq lists its product as uncharacterized. The transcript is spliced from 7 exons. Lineage: Eukaryota; Viridiplantae; Streptophyta; Magnoliopsida; Asterales; Asteraceae. The record is from RefSeq and is a predicted model, not a curated record. Gene Ontology annotation, molecular function: zinc ion binding. Bases 256 to 1923 code for a protein of 555 amino acids.